Varroa destructor (honeybee mite) is the source of this 7689-nucleotide messenger RNA. RefSeq names its product death-associated protein kinase dapk-1-like. Lineage: Eukaryota; Metazoa; Arthropoda; Arachnida; Mesostigmata; Varroidae. Gene Ontology annotation, molecular function: protein binding. Gene Ontology annotation, biological process: ubiquitin-dependent protein catabolic process; signal transduction. Gene Ontology annotation, cellular component: ubiquitin ligase complex. The record is from RefSeq and is a predicted model, not a curated record.
AAGUGGGUUGUAGACGAUUUCGGCGCAGUAACCACGAUCGCAGUUUUGCUAUUCAUGCUACGACAAAUAUGGAUAGGCACUAAAGGGUCCAAAGUAGAAAAAAAGGCUCUCAAACUUCAACGCUACUGUUUCUGCUCUCAAUUACUUAGUUGUCAGUAGACAGAACGCGCGAAACCUACCGCGAAAAAGGACGCCAGACGGCAUUGCGUUUUGGACCUCGACACCCAACAAUCGUGAAGUUCCACUAUUUAUCGUUGUUGUUCGGCAAACCGCGGUUGUGUGUGUGCGUUUGUGCGAACGUGCUUCGCCGUGAAAACCGAGAUAGAUAUCUUUGAUGUGGCAGACCGCAGAAAAAUGGCUAGAGGCGUGCGAUUUACUAUUGGGAAAGGCCGUGGUGGUAGUUGUCGUGUAAUUCAUUUGUGAAAUAUACCUAUCUAUCAUGUUCAGUAUAAGCAACGAAGUAAGCCGUGUAUGAGAAACUUGUACGGGCACAAACAGCGAGGAAGUCGUGCUGUUAACGAGACAGGCAGUAAUAGCUACGAUUGAUGCGGGACGUAAAACGCCAGAGAUAUCAAAAGUACAUAUAUAUGGUAAUGGAGACAAUGCGAAAGUGAUGACAUUAUAAAUAUGAACGAUUAGGCGACAGUGCUAUCGCUUCCACGGUCAUUUAUUGACUAGUUGCAUAGGGCAAUCGUAGCUCUGUAAUGCAGCGCGCGUUUAGGUCUUAUCAUUUCGUAGAGCGUACACAUUCGAAUUAAAACAUACGUCCGAUCACGCUGCUGGAAGAGGGCCUCACGUCACAGGCCGCACCAUUGACAAAUGAUGCAGCCAAAUGGAAUAGCGUGUGAAAUGGUAAUCAAACUAGAGGAUAUUGUUGCAUUCGCCAUAUAUCCCUAAGGAAAACAUUCUUGUGCGGUAGUCCUACUAAAUUUUUCUAACUACGAACCCGCUAGGAAUAUUAUGUAAAAGCAUCGUCAUUUUCAACAUCGAAACUACCAUCCUUACAACCCUUAUCAAUAAUAUAGAAUAGGUUUUAUUUUUUCUAUUAUAAUGGUAUUCUUAAUUAAUUAGCGAUUCUACGUAAUGCUGAGAUCCCGCGUAACCUGCAUUCGCCGUCAGCCACGAUACAGCGACCGGCAAUGCGUAUGAACCGAAUUUUCGAAAUCAAUUAAUUCGUGGAUACCAUCAUCCAGUCCGACACAAGGACUCCUGCCAAGUUUUUCGGACACGACGCCGUCCUACCGAGGGGGUUAUCGAAAGCUGCAAACGAAUCGUAAAAACGCGUUUUUAAAUACAAAUAGAAAACGACGGCGGCGACGACAAUAACGGCGUAGGCGAGCAUGACGUUGUUCGUGUCCACGGUGCUACUGUCAAUGCCACCGUGAUAAUAAUGAUCGUUUCACCUUUUCUUCGGAUCCCUAUAGGCGCCUGCCUGCCUAGUGGACGGUUUUGUUGACUUGCGGCGUGGGAUCAUAUGGAUGUGUAGGUGGUUUGUGUAGAAGCUUUUAUCGGUUGGCCGGCGACGUCGAUCUGGUCUCGGCGUGAUCAGCACCGCUUAGCGGGCACCGACGUCAAGAUCGCGUUCAACUGCCUUCCUAUCACCCGCUGGGUUGCUCCCAGGAUUCGCGCCCUUAAUACUACCACUGAACUGAUUUACUGAAACAUUAACUAAGCCAGCUCCGAUACUAUAGCCUGGCGUGGGACGCCGAAAAAUUUAAGCAGUUACUGUCAGCCCGGAAAGCUGCGAUCUAAAUGCAAGCGGCGACGGCGGACGGCUAAGGAAUAUUGCUGUAGAGCACGGCUGAGAAAGCCGAUAGCUGCUAUAUUUGGUAGUGUUAUUAUAUUAUAGCUGAGUGACUGGUAGUCAGCUCGUAGAUGGUGAGCGGGUGUUAUAAUAGUGGUCUUGCGAUAAUACAAAGCCUUGUGCCUCCACCAGCAAGAGAUGCAGCGGCAAUUGAAACUGCUGCAGAUUGAAACGCCGGAGCAUCCACUGGCACUACCAACCCACUGCCGCCCACGCAAAAAAUCCGCUUGUUAGUUCGCUGACUGUGACUUUUGUCUUCGAGAUUAUCGAUGUCAGCUCUGUCACAAAAGCACAACACAGCCAAUUGAACUAAGCACUUCUUCGACAAGGCGAAUGGCUCAAUGUGAGAACGCCGCUGUCCGUGUUGACACGACACGGUGAAGUGCGAGGAAACUCAGCAGUUGCCGGUUCGACCACCGACGGCAAAAUCUCAACGUGCAAGUCACCGACGCAAACGUUACCGUUAACGUUAUUUGCUCCAUUGGUCGAGUCUGCUGUUCAGGUCGUUGUACAUCGUCGCGUGGUCUGCGCGCAUGUCACCGACCGUUCUAUCCUCCUUCAGUCAGACGAACGUGCCAUUCUCUGCCAGAUGACAAAGGACCUAUCUAUAUGCGGCCAGCACUCUCACCCACGCCGCAACGAACGGAAAUGCAACACAGACACAACUAGCGUCUAUGAGCGACAAUACGAACGAAGAACUGUUUGUGUUCGUACUAUCGCUAUGGGCUCCGGACGUGCGACAGAAAUAGUAGUGGCACCUAUCGAAACACGUACUCAGUCUGUUUUGGAGCUUUGAUGAGGAUCAUGUCACCUAGCCGACAGGAACGUUUGUAUCACCUAUAGGAUGUGGUGCAAGUAGCCUAAUAAGUGAAAACCACCAAAAAGGUCGGAACUAUCUCUGGAUUAAAGCCUGUGCCUCACUGUCGUGCGAGCUACAAGAUAACUACCACAUCGGUGCAAAAUGGUGACUGUCGUGCGAGGUGAUGGUAAUGAAAAUGGUAUCGACGCAACUGAUGGAGUUGAUAUUGAGGCGCUGAUCGUUCAGAUAACUUCAGAAGAGGAAGAGGAGAGGCGGGCUCAGGAGUUCGCCAGAAGACCACUCCAAGAGCCUUGGCAAAGACGAAUUGCAGCUAAAAUGAACGCCGUCUGCAGUCCCAUCAGUUAUCCUUAUCCUAGCAUACGUGAUGAAGCGUUCAUCCUUGCGGAGUUAUUCGCGGCAGUGGAAGAGGGAAAUCUCGCGGAGUUAGAGGACCUUUUCGCUGAACCCGGUGUAGACCCCAAUAUGAACAAUAAGCAUGGGGAGACUGUUGCGCAUAUCGCUGCGGGAGCAGGCCGUCUUGAUGUUUUGCGCUUUCUAGAGACACGUGGGGCCAAUUUCGAUGUGGCUGAUUCGCAUGGUGACAGUGCUAUGUACUGGGCUGCCCGGCAAGGGCACACCGACGCUAUUCAGUACCUGUGGGAACAGAAAGCUAAGGUCAACACCCAUAACAAGCAAGGCGAAUAUCCUUUGCAUGUAGCAGCCCGCUACGGCCAUAGAGCAGCUGUUAAACUUCUCUGCUCUCUGGGAGCUAACAUCAAUAACGUCGAUGAGCACGGUGAUACCGCGUUACAUAUUGCCGCCUGGCAUGACUUUCCAGCUAUUAUGUACGUGCUUUGUCAAGCUGGUGCACUUACCCACCUUCGGAAUAAGGAAGGCGAGACAGCGUUGCAUGCUGCAGCAUCUCGAGGUCAUACUGAAUCGGUGCGCUGUCUACUAGAAGCUGGUGCGGAACUAGAGCUUCUAGACAAGCACGCAUGUUCUGCGCUGCAUCUUGCCCUGCGCAGGCAUCAUGUACCUGUGGCGCUUGUCCUUCUCCAGGCAGGAUGCCCCAACGAUGUCCUCGAUAAUCACGGAGAUGCUCCAAUUCAUGUAGCAUGUCGGGAUGGCCUACUCAGCCUUGUGGAAUCUUUAUGCGCCCUCGGGUGCAACAUCGACGUGCCAAAUAAGGCGGGACUGUACCCAAUUCAUCUGGCAGCCAAAAAUGGUUACGAUGAAAUCGUUCGUUGUCUCCUGCUAGCAGGCUGUCGUGUAGAUGCAAAGAAUCGCGAUGGAGUUCCCGCUGAGAUUAUUGCGUUAGCACAGGGUCAUACGCACAUAGGGGAGCUACUAGCUCGUUUGAAGAACGACGCACUCAGGCAGGACUUUGUCGAACAGAUAAAGAUAAAUGGCCAGCAGCUGGCUCGUAUUAAAGUGAAACUUCUUGGACCAACUGGAGUUGGUAAAAGUGCACUCGUAGAUUCUCUCAAAUGUGGCUACUUCAGUAGCUGGUUCCGGACGAGGUCAUCACCACCAGCUAAAGCAAAUCCGACCAACCAACAGAUAUCACAUUCAGCCGUUCAGGGUACCGGCAGCGUUGGAAGUAGCAUAAACAGCAAGUCAAAAAGCAGCCUUAUUUCCGGUGGAAACUCGUCUCGCGCGUCGACACCCGAAGAUAUGCUUUGUGAGGUCGACUCGGAAAACAAUUUAAAGAAUGUAGGCCUAUCUGCUGCGGUGGGCGCGGAUUGGGCGGAUUCUGCAGGUUCGCAGAGCCAGCAAAGGAAACUCGGUGGAUCUGAGUUAGACGUGUUUGAAGGGACGGUCGGACCAUCUCCGAGUUAUACACGUGGUAUUGAAAUACAUCAGACCGCUAUAUCUGGGGUAGGUGAUGUUAGCCUUUGGGACUUUUCCGGACAAGAAGGUUAUCUCCUCACAUAUGACCAUUUCGUGGGGAACCCGUAUAGUGUACACCUGUUGUGCACCCGUCUGACCGAUCCUCUGGAUGUGCAGAUACGGCAGUUGAGUUUUUGGUUGAUGUGGUUACAAGGACAGGCGCCGCCGGAAGAGCCUUUAGCAAUGGGAGGUAAAUCUAGUCGACCCCUCCAGGUAGCUUUGGUAGCAACUCAUGCCGACCAGAUCUCUUCACAAAAGGAUGCCGAGAACCUCGCUCAACAUGUGGCGGAUCAGCUGCAGGCAAAAUUUGGCCAUGUAUUUGACAUUCACGAGCAGGUCUUUGUCCUUGACGCGCACUCAGUUUCUUCAGCAGGUCUAAAAAGCCUAAAAGGCUAUCUGUUAUCGAUGAGAACAUCAAUACUUCAACAGCUACCCCGAUCGACAGGUCUUUUGGAAGUUAUGUUGGGGCAACUGGCUAAAUGGCGAAGUGCAUCUCCAUCGUUCCCUGUACUUACCUGGGAUCAGUUUCGAGACAUGGUGAGGCUACAGAUUAAUCCUCUGGUUGGCGAAGAACAUUUGAAAGACCUCGUACUUCAAUUGACAUUAAUAGGUGAAGUCGUAUAUAGUCCUUCGGAUACCGAAACAGAUAUGGUCGUGCUAACUCCGCACUGGCUCGGAUCAGAGGUUAUAGGCGAUGUAUUGGCCUAUGACGAAAUAGAACGUGCUCGUCCAACAGGCUGUUUCUCACCGGAAGCUUUCCAGCUACUUUGUCCUGAGGCCGAUGCUGUUGAUCUCCUCCAGGUCCUUGAGAAUCUCAAGCUGUGCACACAAUACGACAACGCUGGAGAGGUGGAGUAUGAGUUUCCCUGCUACUUUCGAGGAAGUGGUGCAAUUCCCAUGGAUGGAUCGCUCGCUUCCGAUACUUGCAAUUCCGGAAGUGUAUGGGAUUUACAUAGAGAACAUAUCGUGUCAUCAAUGGGAACGUAUCGAACCAUGCGCAGCGGGGCUAAUGCUAACUUCACAGAGGCCAAUAGCAGUAAUAAAGAAUUCCGAGUGCAACUUGGUGUACACAUCGUACCCUUCGAUGAUUUCUCACGAAUCCUGCCGACGUUAUUUCCGCGGAUACAAGUCCAUCUACGACGGAUGGCCUUGAUCAAUGCAGGCAAUGGUACGGAGCUACUUCAGUGGCGAUACGGAAGCAGAUACGUGAAUGAAAUGCUGGAAGGGGUCGUGUUACUUGAACGGAGCCGAGACGCGUUGGAAGUAAAAGUUCGGGGCCCUGCUGACACCCACACAAACUGUUUUUACUUCAUGGAGGAGCUGUUGACUGUCAUUGAUGAUGUUCUUUUGGAGGUAUGUCCGGGCAUCGCAUUUCAGCGAAAUCUUUUAUCAAUUGAAGAUCUAAAAAACGGAGUACUUCAUGCUCAUGCAUACCCUGCGACGCAGGUCAUGAGAGCUAUGCUAACAGAAGGACUAAAAGCGACCGUGGAGCACCCUGACACAAAAAAAAAGGAGCUGAUCACUGAUCUCCUAGGUUGCGAAAGGGUCGGAACUGCAUUUGUGCCAGGUCCAUCGGUACACUCUUCGCAACUGUCUGUCUUGACACGGCAGAAGUUAGGAGCAGCACUGGAUCCGCCAGAGAGGUUAGGACGAGACUGGUGCCUACUUGCUGUUCAGUUAGGAUGUGCGGACAUUUUGCCCAGAAUAGAUUGCACAGGAUCAAAGGAAGAUGAGCGCCCUUUUAUGAAACAAACGUCCCCGCACGAACUUUCGGAUCAGGAUUUACGAGUUGGCAGUGCAAACAAUUCACCGAUUGCAAAUGUGUUGCAUCAUUGGUCGCGGGUAUCUCAGAGCAGUAUUGGAGCACUUGCCACGGCUCUGCUUGAGCUGGGCCGUGAAGAUGGCGCUGCCAUUGUUUUGGGUACCUCCCCACUGUUGCAGAUUGUCCCUCCGGCUACGGAUGGGGCUCCCGGUCCACCAACAGCGUCGCUGGCUAACUCCAAACUAAUACCCGAAAGCCAUCCACAGAACAGUGGAUUGGCUUUUAGCCAAGGGGGCCAAUCGCCGCGUCGAUCGCACCACGCUUCCGCUGCACUGUCAAGCGCGUCUAGCACAAACAUGUCACGAUGACUAAAAAGAAGCCAAUUUUAACAUUGUUUAUUAACCAGCUAGCGUUCUAAGAAAAGGCCAUAUGAAAGCUCCCCAUGUCCCGGACAAUUCUUCAACAAUUCUUAUGGUUAGUACACUUAUGAUAACAAUACCGCGUUCGGUGCUCGAUGAGGAAGCUGAGGACUGUACUAAUCAGGAACACGUGUAUAUAUAUAUAUAUAUAUUUAGUAGCAACGAUUGAAUCAGUACGUUGGCAAAACUCGGACGGAAAACGGCAGUCAAGAUAGUAGGACCAGAUAAGACGUUUGGGCGCAGACUACGUCAUUGAAGUAUUUUCAAUAAUUUAUAACAAUCGUGGCUUUAUUGGACAUUUAAUGGCGCGAACUAACUUUCCACGUUGCGAGGACGACGCCGUCGCCGUCGCCGCCGACGAUGACUACUAUAACGACUGAUUCCAGGAUUUCGAGAAUUAUAUUAUAUUCCAGAAUCCGAGAAUCAGCUAAAAUGGCUGCCAGUGAGGCGGAACAUUCAAACACAUUGUGCUCGCUAUUCGGCCUAAAGUUGGACGGACGGUUAUUAUAUUUUUCUAUUUGCUUUUAUUUGUGACAGUUUAACGAUAUAUGGUUUUCUAAAUAAAUAUGUAUUAUCCAAUGGUGUUAUAUAUCUAUAAUAAUAACAACCCGAAAACGUUUACGUCGAAGAGUAUUUAAUCAAAUAUUGCGUUAUGCGUAAAUCCAAGCCGAGUGUCUCUAAACUCAGAACUCGUCUCGCAAAUUUGUGGCCAAAAAUAAAAACGGUCCACCUGUCUAAACAAUCAUCUUAACCUACUGCGAGAUAAGCAAACCUUUAUAAAAUCCUAACAGUCAGUAUUUUCAAGGAUGAGAUGAACUUUGUUACAGUCGUUACGUUAGUAGCAGACAAAGUUUAUUUAUUUAGCCUAUUGCCAAUACUGAUUAUUUCUAAUUUAUGUGAAAGAAGUGAAAAUAUUUGAAGCUUUGUUGUACUUAUUUGUAUGCCGUCGGUGUGUACACGUUGGUGAUAUAUAUAUAUAUAUAUAUAUAUAUAUGUAUGUAUAUAUAUAUAUAUA